This is a messenger RNA of Leptopilina heterotoma, 972 nucleotides long. RefSeq lists its product as uncharacterized. Gene Ontology annotation, cellular component: plasma membrane. The transcript is spliced from 5 exons. Gene Ontology annotation, molecular function: odorant binding; olfactory receptor activity. The record is from RefSeq and is a predicted model, not a curated record. The coding region runs from base 116 to 946 and encodes 276 amino acids. NCBI's taxonomy places the organism in Eukaryota, Metazoa, Arthropoda, Insecta, Hymenoptera, Figitidae. Gene Ontology annotation, biological process: detection of chemical stimulus involved in sensory perception of smell; sensory perception of smell.
AUGUAUUUUAGUUUUACUUUAUACAGCCACGAUAGAAUUUCUUGUUGUACCACUGAUUCCGAUUUUUUUGGAUAUAAUAAAACCAUUAAAUGAAUCUCGACCAAGAAACAUUUAUAUGGACACCGAUUACUUGAUAGAUCAAAAUGACAAAAAUAAUUAUAUAGCAAUAGCGAUGCAUCAUUGGCCGGUAUCUUUUGCAAUAAUGACACUCAUUUUAGCUGUCGAUGGAAUCUUCAUUGUUUUUAUUUGCCACGCAUGUGGACAAUUGGAAAUAUUAGGAGCAAAAAUAAAAAAUAUUGUUAAAACAGAUUAUAGUGUAUCAAUUUCUGGCGAGAAAAUUGUACAAAAGGAAAUUAAGCUCUGUAUUGAAAGACACAAAUCUGUUAUAAUGUUUGUAUUUUAUAUUCCAUUACUGAUUUUUUUUUUUUUUUUUAUAUUUGCAAAAUUAUUAAGCCUACGGAUGGACAACCGUUUUCAAGUAAGAAAGAAAAUUCUACUUUUCUAUAAUGUAAUAACAUUAUUUUUUACAAGGUUCGUUAAUGAGAUUCGUGAUUGUUUUUCAAUUUCUCAUUUUUUGAGUUUGGGAUUAAAUGUAUUAAUGAUAAGCUUCACAGGAGUUCGGUUAGUCAUGUAUUCAAAUGAACCCAGUGAAACGUUUGCCACUUUUACGUACAAUAUGGGUCAAAUCUUUCGUUUCUUUUGUUUAACAUUGCCCAGUCAACGUUUAAUUGACCAAAGUAAUCAACUUUCUCAGAAUAUAUAUGAAAGCUACUGGUAUAAUUUAUCACCAGCGUCGAAAAAUUUACUGAAAAUAAUAAUGCUGAGAUGCAGAAAACCCAUUAAUUUUACAGCAGGAAAAUUGUACUCAUUUUCUAUGAGUAAUUUCGGUAUUAUGAUGAAAACGUCCAUAUCAUACUUUACAGUUCUGCUAUCACUGAGGGGUUAAGAUUCUAUAAAGAAAUAUUUUUCAAC